This is a messenger RNA of Peniophora sp. CBMAI 1063, 1062 nucleotides long. NCBI's taxonomy places the organism in Eukaryota, Fungi, Basidiomycota, Agaricomycetes, Russulales, Peniophoraceae. The record is from the annotation of a GenBank genome assembly.
AUGAUCGCCACCGCAAUUCUCCUCCUCUCGCUCUCUCUUUCUGCUUCUGCCGCGCCUUCCCGACGUCAGUCUGGGGACAACGGCUCAUGCCAAGCUCUACAGACAGAGUGCGCCGCGACGGUCAAAUCGGACCUUAGCGAUGCCUGGAACAUCAAGGCCUGUCUCUUCGGCGCAUCGUGCUUCGGAGGCCAACACCCUGUGGACGGUUUCCUCGCCGCCGUCUACGGCGACCGUGGCGAAAGCGGCUCGGCCCCCGCGAGCGUCGACCUUCCGCGCGUUACUUCAUCGCUCUUCAACUCUAUCUCAACGGACGGGCAGACCGUGAGCCAACAAAACUUCAUUGAUGGCUACUACUCCGCUCUUGACGCCACCGGUGGUCCCUACCCGACUGAUGUCUCGUACGUGAUCGACCUCUUCGGGCGUGUUCAAGGUUGGACCGCGUUUUGCUCGGAGUCCGUUCCCUUCCAGAACUUCGCAGACUACUAUCAGUACUCCUCUAGCGUAAAUAGCGCUGGCUGCUCGGCCGCCGCCAAGCGUGAAGUUGCCGCUGCCACUACCUCGGCCGCACCUGCUGCAGCGACUACACCUGUCGUCAGCUCCGAUGCGUCCUGCCAGAAGAUGUUCACCGCCUGCAUCGACCAAGUUGACCAAGACGUGGCCAAUCCAUGGGCUGUCGAAGCUUGUGUGCUCGGCGCAACGUGCUUCGGCGGUCAAGUGCCUGUCGAUGGGUUCCUCUCUACCGUGUACAGCCAGAAGAACCCGUCCUCCACCGUGACAGCUCCUACCUCGAUCAACGAACCCCGCCUUGCCACGUCUCUUUUCGCCAGUGUCUCCACAGAUGGCCAAACUUGGACGCAGCAGAAUUUCAUCGAUGCUUACUACGGCACCCUCUCAAGCGUUGGCGGCCCUUUCCCUGCCAACUCGGACCUGGUCAUCAGCUACUUCGACCGCGUUUUGGAGUGGACGGCGUUCUGUCCCGGUCAAGGCAUCCCAUACAUGAACGUCGCUGACUACUUCCAGUACUCUGCUACCGUUCAGGGAGGCAGUGCCCAGUGCAACUGA